AUGAGGUCCAAUUCAUUACCAUCAUUCCUUCUUCCAGCCUUUUCCCUCCCUCUUCGCCGCCAACCCUUCUCAGUAUCAACUCCAACGCAAUCACGAGUUGGUUCUGCACCACUCUCAGUUCCUUCCGAAGUCUCAUUGAAAUUCAUCGCGUUGCCAAAAGUGAAAAAUAUCACUGCAAGACAGGGGAAAGAUAAUCCAACUACUGCGGUGGAAGUUACUGGGCCAUUGGGAAGCAUGACAUUAACUCUCCCUUCAUUCUCGACCGUAAAUUUUGAUCAGGAAUUGCGAAAAGCAACAGUCGAAGUUCAAGAUGCGGAGGUUACGCAUCAGCGUGCCAUGUGGGGAACUAUACGACAACAUUUGAAAAACUACAUCUUAGGAGUGUCAGAGGGCCACACUUGCAUCCUCAAGCUUGUCGGAGUUGGAUUUAGGGCAAUGAUCGAACCCAAGGCCGUUACCGUUCCUGAGCCGGAUUAUCCGGGUCAACAGUACGUUUCGUUGAAAGUUGGAUACGCACAUCCAAUUGAGCUUGGCAUUCCGCCUGGUGUUAAAGCCAGUAUGCCACAACCGACUACUAUCUUGCUAGAAGGCAUUAAUAAGGAGGUUGUAACGCAGUUCGCUGCGGAGAUUCGCGCAUGGCGUAAACCGGAGCCUUACAAGGGAAAGGGUAUAUUUGUGAACGGCGAGACGAUCAGGCUGAAGGCAAAGAAAAUCAAGUGA
Histoplasma mississippiense is the source of this 720-nucleotide messenger RNA. RefSeq names its product mitochondrial 54S ribosomal protein YmL16. Bases 1 to 720 code for a protein of 239 amino acids. Gene Ontology annotation, cellular component: ribosome; mitochondrial large ribosomal subunit. Lineage: Eukaryota; Fungi; Ascomycota; Eurotiomycetes; Onygenales; Ajellomycetaceae. Gene Ontology annotation, molecular function: structural constituent of ribosome; rRNA binding. Gene Ontology annotation, biological process: translation. The transcript has 3 exons. The record is from RefSeq and is a predicted model, not a curated record.